Molecule: messenger RNA, 14701 nt
Organism: Glycine soja
Lineage: Eukaryota; Viridiplantae; Streptophyta; Magnoliopsida; Fabales; Fabaceae
Product: sacsin-like
Exons: 13
Coding region: 191-14473 (4760 amino acids)
Source: RefSeq, a predicted model, not a curated record
GCAAGCAUCUCUCAAAGUCUCUUGAAAGAGAGACCCCAACUACUAUAGAAAACAACCGCGAAAUUCUUGUGUCUGAAGCCAACGAGAUCAACAAAAUCACUCUCUCUCUCUCUCUUUCUCUGCACGACAAAACCGAAUCAAAAUCAAAACCUCCGAUGCACAAUCGAUAGAACGAAACCCUCCGAUAACAAUGGCGUCGUCUCCGGAAUCGAUUUUUCUGGAAGACUUCGGGCAGACGGUUGAUCUGACGCGGCGCAUCCGCGAGGUUCUGCUGAACUACCCGGAGGGAACCACCGUCCUGAAAGAGCUCAUACAGAACGCCGACGACGCCGGCGCCACCACCGUCUCGCUCUGCCUCGACCGCCGCUCUCACGCCGCCGGCUCACUUCUCUCCGAUUCCCUCGCGCAGUGGCAGGGGCCCGCGCUGCUCGCCUUCAACGACGCCGUCUUCACCGAGGAGGAUUUCGUCAGCAUCUCCAAGAUCGGCGGGAGCACCAAGCACGGUCAGGCCUCCAAGACCGGUCGCUUCGGGGUUGGCUUCAACUCAGUGUACCAUUUGACAGAUCUUCCCUCUUUUGUGAGUGGCAAAUAUGUUGUAUUGUUUGACCCUCAGGGUGUUUAUCUUCCAAGAGUUUCUGCAGCAAAUCCUGGGAAGCGGAUUGAUUUCACUGGUUCAUCUGCCCUCUCCUUCUACAGGGAUCAGUUUUCCCCAUAUUGUGCUUUUGGUUGUGACAUGCAAAGUCCUUUUUCUGGGACUUUGUUCCGUUUUCCUUUAAGGAAUGCUUAUCAGGCAGCCACAAGUAAGCUCUCAAGGCAAGCAUAUUCACCAGAAGAUAUUUCCUCCAUGUUUGUUCAGCUCUACGAAGAAGGGGUUUUGACGCUUCUCUUUCUAAAGAGUGUGCUGUGUAUUGAAAUGUAUUUGUGGGAUGCUGGAGAACCUGAACCAAAGAAAAUUCAUUCAUGUUCUGUCAGUUCAGUAACCGAUGAUACAGUUUGGCAUCGACAGGCGCUGCUCAGAUUGUCUAAGAGUUUAAAUACCACUGCUGAAGUGGAUGCAUUUCCAUUGGACUUCUUAAUAGAGAGAAUAAAUGGAGAUGAAUCUGAAAGGCAAAAAGAGAGAUUUUAUGUGGUGCAAACCAUGGCCUCAGCAUCUAGUAGGAUUGGUUCUUUUGCUUCUUCUGCAUCAAAAGAAUAUGACAUUCACUUGCUGCCGUGGGCAUCAAUUGCGGCAUGCAUUUCUGAUAAUUCUCAGAAUAAUAAUAUUCUUAGGACUGGUCAGGCAUUCUGUUUUCUUCCAUUACCUGUCAGAACUGGCCUUAGUGUACAAGUCAAUGGAUUCUUUGAGGUCUCAUCAAAUCGUCGUGGCAUCUGGUAUGGGGAUGACAUGGACAGAAGUGGAAAAGUUCGUUCUACCUGGAAUAGGCUUCUUCUGGAAGAUCUUGUAGCUCCAGCUUUUAUGCAUAUGCUACUUGGUAUAAAAGAAUUGCUAGGGCCAACAAACAUUUACUAUUCUUUAUGGCCUAUUGGUUCUUUUGAAGAGCCAUGGAAUACUUUGGUUCAACAAAUAUACAAAAACAUUGGUAAUGCUCCAGUUAUGUAUUCAAAUUUCAAUGGAGGAAGAUGGGUAUCACCAAGUGAAGCCUUUCUUCAUGAUGAAAAAUUCACCAAAAGUAAAGACCUCGGUUUGGCUCUGAUGCAACUGGGAAUGCCAGUUGUGCAUUUGCCUAAUUCAUUGUUUGACAUGCUUUUACAAUAUAGUUCCAGCAAGGUGGUUACUUCUGGUACAGUACGUCAAUUUCUUAGGGAAUGUGAAACGUUUAAUUAUUUGAGCAGACAAUACAAGCUUCUAUUGCUGGAAUAUUGCCUAGAGGACUUGGUUGAUGAUGACGUUGGUAAAGAGGCUUAUGAUCUACCUUUACUUCCUUUAGCAAAUGGCAAUUUUGCAUCUUUUUCAGAAGCAUCAAAAGGAGUCUCUUGUUUCAUUUGUGAUGAAUUAGAAUAUAAGCUGAUGCGGCCAGUUUCUGAUAGAGUAAUUGAUCAGAACAUUCCUCUCAAUAUAUUGAGCAGACUCUCUGGUAUUGCGAUGUCCUCAAAGACCAAUGUUAUUCUUUGUAAUAUUCACCAUUUUGCUCAGCUAUUCCCUGCAUUUUUCCCAGCUGACUGGAAAUAUAGAAGUAAAGUGUUCUGGGAUCCUGAAUCUUGUCAAAAGCCAACAUCAUCAUGGUUUCUGUUAUUCUGGCAAUAUCUUGGAAAGCAGACUGAAAUAUUACCACUAUUUUGUGAUUGGCCAAUUUUUCCUUCCACAUCUGGGCAUCUGUUAAGACCUUCCAGACAAUUGAAAAUGAUCAAUGGAAGCAAUCUCUCUGAUACAGUACAGGAUAUCCUUGUAAAAGUUGGAUGUAAUAUAUUGAAUCCAAAAUAUGUAGUUGAACAUCCGGAUAUAUCUAAUUAUGUUCGUGAUGGCAGUGCAGGUGGUGUUUUGGAAUCAAUAUUUAAUGCAGUUUCAGGUCCUGAUGUUAUGCAUGCUUCAUUUGAUAGUCUAGUAACUGAAGAACGGAAUGAGCUCCGGAGAUUUCUUCUUGACCCUAAAUGGUAUGUUGGACGCUCUAUGGAUGAAUUUAGCAUAAGGUUUUGCAAGAGAUUACCUAUAUUUCGGGUCUAUGGUAGAGACUCUGCUCAAGAUUACCAAUUCUCUGACUUAGAAAAUCCUCGAAAGUACUUACCACCAUUGGAUGUGCCGGAGAUUAUUCUGGUGGGCAUUGAGUUCAUGGUGAAAUCCUCAAAUAUAGAAGGGGAUGUUUUGUCAAGAUAUUAUGGAGUUGAGAGAAUGGGAAAAGCACAGUUUUACCAGCAACAUGUUUUUAAUAGAGUUGGUGAUUUGCAAGCUGAUGUUCGUGAUAGCAUAAUGUUAUCAGUUCUACAAAAUUUGCCACUUUUGUCUCUUGAAGACAUAUCUAUCAGGGACUCGUUGAGAAAUUUGAAAUUCAUCCCGACGCUCACUGGUGCUCUUAAGUGUCCUUCAGUUUUAUAUGAUCCUAGUAAUGAAGAACUAUAUGCAUUACUAGAAGAUUCAGAUAGUUUUCCUGCUGGUGCUUUUCGAGAAUCUGAAAUACUUAAUAUUCUGCAAGGCCUGGGACUUAGAACUUCUGUCUCUCCCGACACUGUUUUAGAAUGUGCUCGAUGCAUAGAGCGUUUGAUGCGUGAGGAUCAACAAAAGGCAUAUUUAAGAGGGAGAGUGCUUUUCUCUUACCUUGAAGCUAAUGCAUUGAAGUGGCUUCCUGACCAAGUUAUGGAUAAUAAAGGAGCAGUUAACCGAAUGAUGUCACGAGCGACGACUGCUUUUAGGUCUUGCAACUCAAAAUCUGAUCUUGAAAAAUUCUGGAAUGACCUACGGCUGGUUUCCUGGUGCCCAGUUUUAGUCUCUACUCCUUUUCAGUCAUUACCAUGGCCAGUGGUGUCAUCAAUGGUUGCUCCUCCAAAACUUGUAAGGCCACCGAAGGAUUUGUGGCUUGUCUCAGCUAGCAUGCGGAUACUGGAUGGUGAAUGCUCUUCUACAGCCUUAUUGUAUGGCCUGGGAUGGAUGUCUCCACCAGGAGGAGGUGUAAUUGCUGCACAGUUACUGGAGCUUGGAAAAAACAAUGAGAUUGUGUCUGAUCAAGUUCUUAGGCAGGAAUUAGCCUUGGCAAUGCCAAGGAUAUACUCAAUACUGACUGGAAUGAUAGCUUCAGAUGAGAUUGAGAUUGUAAAAGCUGUUCUUGAAGGAUGUCGUUGGAUUUGGGUGGGGGAUGGAUUUGCAACUUCUGAUGAGGUUGUACUUGAUGGCCCUCUUCAUUUGGCUCCAUACAUCCGUGUUAUCCCAGUUGACUUGGCAGUUUUUAAAAAAAUGUUUCUAGAACUUGGUAUCCGUGAAUUCUUGCAACCUGCUGAUUAUGCUAAUAUUCUUUGUAGGAUGGCAGUUAGAAAAGGAUCAUCCCCUCUUGACACACAGGAGAUUAGGGCUGUCACGCUAAUAGUGCAUCAUCUAGCUGAAGUUUACCAUCAUGAACAUAAAGUCCAGCUCUAUCUGCCAGAUGUGUCAGGUAGAUUAUUUCUUGCUGGUGACUUGGUUUAUAAUGAUGCCCCCUGGUUGCUGGGAUCAGAUGAUCCUAAAGGCUCAUUUGGCAAUGCACCAACUGUGGCUUUGAAUGCAAAAAGAACAGUUCAAAAAUUUGUGCACGGAAACAUUUCUAAUGAUGUAGCAGAAAAGCUGGGAGUCUGUUCUCUUCGCCGGAUGUUGCUGGCUGAGAGUUCAGAUUCAAUGAAUUUUAGCCUUUCUGGAGCUGCUGAGGCUUUUGGACAGCACGAGGCUUUGACUACAAGGCUUAAGCAUAUACUUGAAAUGUAUGCUGAUGGACCUGGUUCUCUAUUUGAGAUGGUACAAAAUGCAGAAGAUGCAGGAGCUUCUGAAGUAAUAUUUCUCUUGGAUAAAUCUCACUAUGGGACUUCUUCUAUUCUUUCUCCUGAAAUGGCUGAUUGGCAAGGUCCUGCUCUGUACUGUUACAAUGACUCAGUUUUUAGUCCCCAAGAUCUUUAUGCAAUUUCUCGUAUUGGUCAAGAAAGUAAACUUGAGAAGGCUUUUGCAAUUGGAAGAUUUGGAUUAGGAUUUAAUUGCGUCUAUCACUUUACAGACAUCCCUAUGUUUGUUUCUGGAGAAAAUGUUGUAAUGUUUGACCCUCAUGCCAGUAAUUUGCCUGGGAUUUCUCCUUCACACCCUGGUUUACGAAUUAAGUUUGUGGGACGACAGAUUUUGGAGCAAUUUCCUGACCAAUUUUCUCCAUUGCUACAUUUUGGCUGUGAUUUGCAACACCCUUUUCCCGGUACGCUAUUCCGAUUCCCUCUUAGAACUGCAGGUGUUGCCUCCCGGAGCCAAAUUAAAAAGGAAGCCUAUACACCUGAAGAUGUCAGAUCUCUCUUUGCUGCUUUUUCUGAGGUUGUUUCUGAAACAUUACUUUUCCUGCGUAAUGUGAAAUCUAUCUCUAUUUUUGUGAAGGAAGGAACAGGGCAUGAAAUGCACCUACUGCACUGUGUGCGUAGAACCUGUAUUGGUGAGCCUGAAUUUGGAUCCACUGAAGCCCAGGAUGUGUUCAAUUUUUUCAAAGAAAGUAGACAUGUCGGAAUGAAUAGAGUUCAGUUUCUGAAGAAACUAAGCCUAUCCAUUGGCAGAGAUUUGCCUUAUAAAUGCCAGAAGAUGCUAAUUACAGAGCAAAGCACAUCUAGCUGUAAUUCACACUAUUGGAUAACCACAGAAUGUUUAGGUGAUGGGAAUGCUCAAAAGAGAACAUCUGAAACAGCCAAUAGUAACUGUUACAAUUUUGUUCCUUGGGCAUGUGUUGCUGCAUAUUUGAAUUCUGUCAAGCUUGAUGGGGACCUGGUUGAAAGUUCAGAGUUGGAGGAUGAUUGCAUGGUUUCUCCUGAUCUGUUUAAAAGUGUUAGUUUGCCUACACAUCCACUGGAAAAUUUUGAUGGUCGUGCAUUCUGCUUUUUACCUUUACCAAUCAGUACUGGUCUUCCUGCUCAUAUAAAUGCGUACUUCGAAUUAUCAUCAAAUCGCAGGGAUAUCUGGUUUGGUUCUGAUAUGGCUGGAGGUGGAAGAAAACGCUCAGACUGGAAUAUUUAUCUCCUUGAAACUGUUGUUGCCCCUGCAUAUGGUCAUUUGCUUGAGAAGAUAGCAUCAGAGAUUGGCCCUUGCAAUUUGUUCUUCUCAUUAUGGCCAAAAUCAUUAGGGUCAGAACCUUGGGCAUCAGCAGUACGGAAACUCUAUCAAUUUGUUGCUGAAUUUAAUUUCCGUGUAUUAUAUACGGAAGCUAGAGGAGGUCAGUGGAUUUCAACCAAACAUGCUAUAUUUCCCGAUUUUACUUUUCCCAAGGCAGCUGAGCUUAUAAAAGCAUUGUCCGGGGCUUCUCUACCAGUCAUUACACUUCCACAGUCACUUUUAGAAAGGUUUAUGGAAAUCUGUCCAUCAUUGCAUUUUCUGACACCUAAGUUGUUAAGGACUUUGUUAAUCAGGAGGAAGCGUGAAUUCAAGGACAGAGAUGCAAUGAUUCUGACUCUUGAAUAUUGCUUACAUGACUUGCAAGAAUCCAUGCAGUUUGAUACCCUAUGUGGCUUGCCUUUGUUACCAGUUGCAGAUGGUUCCUUUACAUCUGUUGAUAUGAAGGGAGUUGGAGAAAGAGUUUACAUUGCACGAGGUGAUGAAUAUGGUCUUCUGAAAGAUUCCAUUCCUCAUCAACUUGUUGAUUGUGCUAUUCCAGAAGAAGUUCAUAGAAAACUAUGUUACAUUGCUCAAACAGAUGGUACGAACAUUUCUUUCUUGUCAUGCCAGUUGCUUGAGAAACUUCUUGUGAAAUUACUUCCUGUAGAGUGGCAACAUGCUCGACAAGUAAGUUGGACUCCUGGUAUUCAUGGCCAACCAAGUGUAGAAUGGUUGCAACUACUGUGGAACUAUCUGAAAUCAUAUUGUGAUGAUCUUUUGAUCUUUUCUAAGUGGCCUAUAUUGCCUGUUGGUGAUGACUGCCUGAUGCAGUUAACACAAAAUUUGAAUGUGAUAAGGAAUGAUGGAUGGAGUGAGAAGAUGUCUUCUUUGUUAUUGAAGGUUGGAUGCUUAUUCUUGAGACAUGACCUGUUAUUAGAUCACCCUAAAUUGGAAUACUUUGUGCAGUCGGCAACAGCAAGAGGUGCAUUAAAUGUGUUUCUGGCUAUUGCUGGGAAACCACAGAAGAUUGAGGGGAUCUUAACAGACGUAUCUGAAGGGGAGCUUCAUGAACUCAGAAGUUUUAUUCUCCAGUCAAAAUGGUUCUCUGAAGAGCAAAUUGAUGACAAACAUAUUGAAAUCAUCAAACAGCUUCCAAUAUUUGAGUCGUACAAAAGCAGAAAACUAGUAAGUUUGAGUAAUCCUAUUAAAUGGCUUGGUCCUACUGGUGUUUGUGAAGAUCUUUUAAAUGAUAAAUUCAUAAGAACUGAAUCGGAAAUGGAGCGGGUCAUUAUGAAAAGGUAUUUAGGGAUGAAAGAACCAACCAAAGUGGAAUUCUACAGAGAUCACAUUUUCAAUCACAUUUCAGAGUUCCUUCCGAAGCAAAAAGUUGUUUCAGCCAUUCUGCAUGACGUACAGCAUUUAAUUAAAGAGGAUCUCUCUCUCAAGUCUUCAUUCUCCUCUGCACCAUUUGUUCUGGCAGGCAAUGGAUCUUGGCAACAACCAUCUAGGCUUUAUGAUCCUCGGGUUCCUCACCUCAAAAAGAUGCUGCAUGGGAAUGUUUUCUUUCCUUCUGACAAAUUCUUAGAUCCUGAAAUUUUGGAUUCUUUAGUUUGCCUUGGACUUAGGACAACUCUGGGAUUUACUGGUUUGCUUGAUUGUGCUAGAUCAGUCAGCCUCUUGCAUGAUUCUGGGGACACUGUUGCCUCCAAGCAUGGUGGACAGUUACUGGAUCUUUUAGAUGCACUAGCAUUUAAGCUCUCAAAUAAAGGAGAAAGUAAUAAUGAUGAUCAACAGGGUGGUGUGGCUGUGGGAAGUAGCAGCAUAAUGGAUGAUGCUUUUGUAUAUGAUGGCUUUCCUAAAGAUGAGACCUCCCUAACUGAUAUUGAUUCAUUUUUAAGCAGCUCAACUUGUGAUAUGGUAGAAGAAGAAUUUUGGUCUGAAUUGAAGUUAAUCUCUUGGUGUCCAGUAAUUUCUGAUCCACCUGUUAGGGGACUUCCAUGGUUAAAAUCCAAUAACCAAGUAGUAGCAUCCCCCACUAGUGUGAGGCCUAAAUCACAGAUGUGGAUGGUAUCUUCUUCAAUGUUCAUUUUAGAUGGUGAAUGUGACACAACGUAUCUACAAACUAAAGUUGGGUGGAUGGAUUGCCCAAAUGUUGAUGUUUUAACAAGACAGUUAUUUGAGCUAUCUAAGUCCUAUCAACAGCAUAAGAUACAUUCACUGCUGGAUCCUGGUUUUGAUGCUCAGUUGCAAAAGGAAAUACCUUGCCUUUAUUCAAAAUUGCAAGAAUACAUUAAUACUGAUGAUUUCAAUAAACUGAAAACAGGGUUGGAUGGUGUUUCAUGGGUUUGGAUUGGUGAUGAUUUUGUAUCACCAAAUGCACUUGCAUUUGAUUCACCUGUAAAAUUUACGCCUUAUUUGUAUGUUGUUCCAUCUGAACUGUCAGAGUAUAAAGAUUUGUUGAUAAAGUUAGGUGUUAGAUUGAGUUUUGGUAUUUCAGACUAUCUUCAUGUAUUACAAAGGUUGCAGAAUGAUGUGCAUGGGAUUCCUCUGUCUACUGAUCAGUUAAAUUUUGUCCAUCGUGUCCUUGAAGCCAUAGCAGAAUGUUGCCUGGAGAAGCCACUCUUUGAGCCUUUUGAUAAUCCCUUGUUGAUUCCUAAUGAUUUUGGAGUUCUGAUGCAAGCAGGUGAUCUUGUAUAUAAUGAUGCGCCUUGGUUGGAAAACAGCUCUCUUAUUGGGAGACAUUUUGUGCAUCCAAUUAUAAGCAAUGAUUUGGCAGACAAGCUGGGAGUUCAGUCAGUUCGAUGCCUCUCUUUAGUCGGUGAUGAUUUGACCAAAGAUCUGCCAUGCAUGGACUACAAUAAAGUAAAUGAACUUUUGGCCCAGUAUGGAGACAGUGAGUUUUUACUGUUUGACCUUCUUGAGUUGGCAGAUUGCUGCAAAGCCAAGAGAUUACACCUGAUUUAUGAUAAGAGGGAACAUCCUCGCCAAUCCUUGCUGCAGCACAAUUUAGGUGACUUCCAAGGGCCUGCCCUUGUAGCAAUCUUCGAAGGUGCCUGCUUGAGUCGAGAGGAAUUUAGUAAUUUCCAGCUCCGUCCUCCAUGGCGAUUACGCGGCAACACAAUUAACUAUGGUUUGGGAUUGGUUUGCUGCUAUUCCAUAUGUGACCUUCUUUCAGUCAUUUCUGGUGGCUACUUUUAUAUGUUUGAUCCUCGUGGUUUGGUACUUGGUGUGCCUUCGACUAAUGCCCCAUCAGCAAAGAUGUUUUCUUUGAUAGGUACUGAUCUGACACAACGAUUUUGUGAUCAAUUUAGUCCAAUGCUCAUUGAUCGGAAUGACUUAUGGUCAUUAACUGAUUCUACCAUUAUUCGCAUGCCUCUGUCAUCUGAUUGCUUGAAGGUUGAACCUGGCCUUGGAUCAAACAGAAUAAAGCAUAUUACUGACAUAUUUAUGGAGCAUGGAUCUAGAGCACUCCUGUUUUUGAAGUCGGUUUUACAGGUAUCCAUAUCAACAUGGGAAGAAGGACAUUCUCACCCAAGCCAGAAUUUUUCAAUAAGCAUUGAUCCAUCAUCUUCUAUUUUGAGGAAUCCAUUCUCUGAAAAGAAAUGGAGAAAGUUUCAAUUAUCAAGAAUAUUUAGCAGCUCCAAUGCUGUGAUAAAGAUGCAUGUAAUUGAUGUGAAUUUAUAUUCAGAAGGAACUACAGUCAUUGAUAGAUGGCUUGUUGUACUCUGCCUGGGUUCUGGACAAACAAGAAAUAUGGCUCUUGAUAGGCGGUAUCUUGCGUACAACUUGACUCCUGUUGCCGGAAUAGCAGCACUUAUAUCCAGCAAUGGUCAUCAUGCCAAUGUUUACUCAAGGAGCUCAAUUAUGGCCCCUCUUCCUUUGUCUGGUUGUAUAAACAUGCCUAUUACUAUCUUAGGUUGUUUCCUUGUGUGUCACAAUAGAGGUCGUUAUCUCUUUAAAUACCAAGACAGAGGGGCUUCAGCCGAAGGACACUUUGAUGCUGGAAAUCAAUUAAUUGAAUCUUGGAACAGAGAGGUGAUGUCUUGUGUAUGUGAUUCCUAUGUUGAAAUGGUUUUGGAGAUUCAAAAGCUAAGAAGAGAUAUUCCAAGUUCUAUAAUUGAUUCUAGUGCCUGUUCUGCAAUCAGCCUCUCUUUGAAGGCCUAUGGAGAUAAAAUCUACUCCUUCUGGCCACAUUCUUGUGAGAGGCAUGUUCUGAGUGACCAACUUGGUAAUCACGAUAACAACCCUCCAAGUACAACGGCAGUUGUUCUUAAAGCUGACUGGGAAUGCCUUAAAGAUUGGGUAAUACAUCCAUUUUAUUCUCGUAUUGUUGACCUUCCAGUAUGGCAGCUGUACUCAGGAAAUUUGGUCAAGGCUGAAGAAGGCAUGUUUCUUUCACAGCCAGGGAGUGGGUUGAUUGGUAAUUUACUUCCAGCUACAGUUUGCAGCUUUGUAAAGGAGCAUUAUCCUGUAUUUUCAGUACCGUGGGAAUUGGUGACUGAAAUCCAAGCUGUGGGUUUUUCAGUGCGAGAAAUUAGACCUAAAAUGGUUCGGGAUCUCCUAAAAGUUCCUUCAAAACCAAUUGCUCUGCGAUCAGUUGACUUGUAUAUAGAUGUUCUUGAAUAUUGCUUGUCUGAUUUUCAGCAAGCAGAGUCAUCCAGCUCAGCCAGAGAUAGUGAUCCUGCUAGUACCAAUGUUUUUCAAGAAACUGUUAACAACGGAAUCACUUCUUCUCAGCUGGGGUCUAAUAUCCACAGCUCCACUGGAAUGGCCACUCGGGGAUCAGCCAGUUCUGGAGAUGCAUUGGAAAUGAUGACAAGUUUGGGGAAGGCUUUAUUUGAUUUUGGUCGGGGUGUUGUUGAAGAUAUGGGUAGAGCAGGAACACCCGUGGCUUACAAUGCGACAGGCAUAGAUCCAAUUCGGGACCAGAAGUUCAUAUCAAUUGCUGCAGAACUCAAAGGAUUACCAUUUCCAACUGCAACUAGCCAUUUAAAAAAAUUGGGCUUUGCUGAACUUUGGAUUGGGAAUAAAGAGCAACAGUCAUUAAUGGUUCCCUUGAGAGAAAAAUUUAUUCAUCCUAAAAUUUUAGACAGGCCUCUCUUAGGUGACAUUUUUUCUAAUUUUUCCCUUCAAUCAAUAUUGAAAUUGCGGAACUUUUCUCUUAAUCUACUGGCCAAUCAUAUGAAACUAAUUUUCCAUGAAGAUUGGGUGAACCAUGUAAUGGGAUCAAAUAUGGCUCCAUGGCUUUCAUGGGAGAAACUUCCUAGUUCAGGCAGUCAAGGAGGUCCUUCCCCUGAAUGGAUUAGAAUAUUCUGGAAAAGUUUUAGGGGCUCACAAGAAGAAUUAUCCCUUUUCUCUGAUUGGCCCCUAAUUCCUGCUUUUCUUGGUAGGCCAGUCUUGUGCUGUGUAAGAGAACGACAUCUGGUAUUCAUUCCUCCUCCUCUUUUGGAACACCCAACAUCAACAAGUGGGAUUUCAGAGAGAGAAUCUGCUGAAAGUUAUGUGAGUGGGGUUAGGGUGUCAAGGGAUAAUACUUCUGAAGCUGAGUUGGCUGAGUCCUACAUUUCCGCUUUUGCAAGAUUCAAAACCAGUUAUCCCUGGUUGUUGCCUAUGUUAAACCAGUGUAACAUACCCAUAUUUGAUGAGGCAUUUAUAGACUGUGCUGCUUCAAACAGUUGUUUUUCUAUGCCUGGUCAAUCACUUGGCCAUGUUAUUGCAUCCAAACUAGUGGGAGCUAAGCAAGCUGGGUAUUUUAUUGAACCUACUAAUCUCUCAACUUCAAAUUGUGAUGCACUUUUUUCACUUUUUUCUGAUGAAUUCUUCUCCAAUGACUUUUACUAUGCACAAGAAGAAAUUGAAGUUUUACGUUCUCUCCCUAUAUAUAAAACAGUUGUUGGUUCUUAUACUAAGUUGCAAGGUCAAGAUCAGUGUAUGAUUCCUUCAAAUUCAUUUUUAAAACCAUAUGAUGAACAUUGUCUUUCUUAUGCCACUGAUUCAAAUGAAAGUUCAUUUCUUCGAGCUCUUGGAGUGUUGGAGUUGCAUGAUCAACAGAUCUUAGUACGCUUUGGCUUGCCUGGCUUUGAGGGGAAACCUCAGAAUGAACAGGAGGAAAUAUUAAUUUACAUUUUUAAAAAUUGGCAUGAUCUUCAAUCAGAUCAAUCUGUGGUUGAAGCUUUGAAAGGGACCGCAUUUGUUAGAAAUUCUGAUGAGUUUUCAACAGAUAUGUUGAAGCCCAUGGAUUUAUUUGAUCCUGUUGAUGCUAUAUUAAUUUCUAUAUUCUUUGGUGAGAGAAGAAAAUUUCCUGGAGAAAGGUUCAGUACAGAUGGGUGGCUUCGAAUACUAAGGAAGCUUGGGCUUCGAACUGCUACUGAAGUAGAUGUAAUAAUUGAAUGUGCCAAAAGAGUUGAGUUUCUUGGAAUUGAGUGCAUGAAAUCAGGAGAUUUGGAUGAUUUUGAGGCAGACACAAUCAACACUCGUUCUGAAGUUUCACCAGAAGUGUGGGCAUUAGGAGGAUCUGUAGUUGAGUUUGUUUUCUCCAACUUUGCUCUUUUCUUUAGCAACAACUUCUGUGAUCUUCUUGGCAAGAUUGCUUGUGUACCUGCUGAACUGGGGUUUCCUAGUGUUGAUUGCAAGAGGGUGCUUGCUUCAUAUAAUGAAGCUAUUUUGUCUAAAGAUUGGCCUCUAGCAUGGAGUUGUGCUCCCAUUCUAUCCAAACAACACACUGUUCCUCCAGAGUAUUCAUGGGGACCUCUGCAUCUACGGAGUCCUCCUCCUUUCUGUACAGUUUUGAAGCACUUGCAAGUAAUUGGGAGAAAUGGAGGGGAAGAUACUCUUGCUCAUUGGCCUAUUGCUUCAGGAAUGAACAUCGAGGAAUGUACCUGCGAGAUUUUGAAAUAUUUAGACAAAGUUUGGGGUUCACUUUCUUCAUCAGAUGUGGCAGAGCUAUGCAAAGUGGCCUUUCUGCCUGUUGCAAACGGAACGCGCCUUGUGGCUGCUGAUGCUCUUUUUGCUCGUUUGAUGAUUAAUUUGUCUCCAUUUGCUUUUGAACUUCCUACUGUAUAUCUCCCAUUUGUAAAGAUUCUUAAAGAUUUGGGACUUCAGGACAUGCUAACACUUUCUGCUGCAAAGGGUCUUCUAUUAAAUCUUCAGAAUGCUUGUGGAUAUCAGCGACUAAAUCCCAAUGAGCUCCGUGCAGUGAUGGAAAUUUUGAAUUUCAUUUGUGAUCAGAUUGUGGAGCAGAACACAUUACAUGGGUCAAACUGGAAAUCAGAAGCCAUAGUUCCUGAUAAUGGCUGCAGACUUGUUCAUUCAGCAUCCUGUGUCUAUGUUGAUUCUUAUGGUUCUCGAUAUGUCAAAUGUAUUGAUACUUCCAGAAUUAGAUUUGUCCAUGCAGAUCUUCCAGAGAGAGUCUGUAUUGUGCUCGGCAUAAAAAAGUUGUCCGACGUUGUCAUAGAGGAACUGGAUGAGAAUCACACACUACAGACUUUAGGUUCUCUGGGGUCUGUUUUACUAGUGACCAUCAAACAGAAGUUAUCAAGCAAGUCUCUUCAAACUGCUGUCUGGAGUGUUGUUAAUAGCAUGAGCAGCUACAUUCCAGCAUUCAAUAGCUUUUCAUUGGAUACAAUAGAAUUCUUAUUGAACUCUACUGCAGAAAAGCUGCAAUUUGUCAAGUGUCUUAAAACAAAAUUUCUGCUCUUGCCCAAUUUAGUAGUUGUUACACGUGCAGGCAAAGAUUUCAUCAUCCCAGAGUGGAAGAAUGAUUCGGCACAUCAAACACUUUAUUUUAUGAACCAAUCAAGAUCCCGUAUUCUAGUUGCUGAGCCACCAACUUAUAUUUCCCUUUUUGAUCUCAUUGCUAUUAUAGUCAGCCAGGUAUUAGGCUCUCCUAUCAUAUUGCCUAUUGGGUCCUUAUUUGGUUGUCCUGAAGGAUCUGAGAUUGCAGUUGUUAAUGUUUUGAAACUUUGCUCUGAUAAGAAAGAAGUUGAACCCGUUAAUGGGAGCAGCAAUAUGGUUGGCAAGGAAAUAUUGCCACAAGAUGCACGUCUUGUGCAGUUCCAUCCAUUGAGGCCCUUUUAUUCUGGCGAAAUAGUGGCUUGGCGGCCUCAACAUGGUGAAAAACUGAAAUACGGUAAGGUUUCUGAAGAUGUAAGACCAUCUGCAGGUCAAGCUCUGUACAGACUUAAAAUUGAAGUUUCUCCGGGGGAUACACAAAGUUUCCUUUCAUCACAUGUAUUUUCAUUUAAAAGUGUAUCAGCAAGCAGUCCCCUAAAAGAAUCAUUGGUGCAUGAAAGCCCUGUAUUAGGCAGUAACAGGCCCCAUGUUGAUUUCCCAGAGAGCUCAGGAAGGGGAGAAAGCUACGCUAAGGUGCAGCCUGUGAGAGAUCAGUCUGGCAAAGUUUCAGCUGCAGAACUGGUGCAGGCUGUCAAUGAAAUCCUCUCUGCUGCUGGGAUCAAAAUGGACGUGGAAAAGCAGGCUCUACUUCAAAGAACAGUAAAUUUGCAAGAAAAUCUGAAAGAGUCUCAGGCAGCUCUUGUGUUGGAGCAGGAAAGGGUUCAAAAGGCUACAAAAGAGGCUGAUACAGCAAAAGCAGCAUGGAUUUGUCGGGUUUGUCUGAGUUCUGAAGUUGAUAUAACAAUAGUUCCUUGUGGUCAUGUAUUGUGUCGUAGAUGUUCUUCUGCAGUGUCAAGGUGUCCCUUUUGUCGGCUUCAGGUUACAAAAGCUAUCAGAAUUUUUCGUCCAUAAUAUCUCCAAUGCUUUUAUGAUCAUUUUAUUUGGACAUUCUCAGUUCCAUUCGCCAAUAUAGGCUAACUGAAGUUGGCAAAUAUUAAUUGGCUACAUUGAAUUCUGACGUGAGUAUCAUGUUUUUGUAAUUAAGCCCCAAAAAUGGGUACUGUUGAAAUUUUCAUGUAAAUAGGCCUCAAUGGAAAAAAAAAGGUUUGGUAAAUUAGCCUAUACCUUUCAGUAGUUUCA